AUGGACGACUCAGUUAUUCCUGAUGAUAUUGCGAGAUUAUCGCUAAACUACCAAUAUGAACCCCCGCCCCCGCCUCCCCCAGAUAUAGGGAUGGCAGGAAUAAUCGCUGUAGAUAUUACAGAUAAAUUUAAAGAAGCUAUCAACAUCCUUGCACCUGGAGAUCUCGUCAAAGAUGACUUAUUUACCUUGUUUGAUUCCGUCGCGGCCCUUGAAAUCAUGGACCCAAAGAUGGACAGUGGUUGUGUCGAGUCACCAGAUGAACUUGAGGAGCUCUACGACGUUAGUCGGCCACUUCUUCCGGAGGAAGUGCUGGGGAUCAUAGAUCAGCUACUCUGUCAUGAAAUGGCCUGGCACCAAGGAUACCCUCUGUCGCAGACUCUGUUCACCAGCAUAUAUGCUGAAGCGCUUCUGACACCUACGCCACAGACUGUUCAAGAUGCUCGUUUCGUCCGAAAUGCAUUUGAAGAAGCCUCUGGAAACUCUAACAUGCUGGAAAUUCUAAGGGCUUAUUGUCUUGGUUUGCUCAAGGCUUGUGGUUAUGUCAACGAGCGCAUCAAGUCCGAACACUACUAUGAGGAAGAGGACUUUGUGACAAACACAUACCACCGAACACUUCUUGCAGAGAUACAACCUGAACACAUUCAGCAUGCUAUCCAAGAGGCGAGAACUUUGCUCGUCACAUUGGGUGACGAAAUCAGCCAUGAUCUCAGACAGGCACUCGACCAGCGAUUACAGUUAAGAUCGUAUUUCCUGAAAGCGACAGAGUGUCCCAAACACAUGAGAAAGCCCGACGUGGCGAGAAAACCAUGGCUAGAGUGUCUUGACAUCCUCCCAAGCAUCAAGGCUUCCCAUGAUCUAGGCCGACCUGUCGAUGAUGCCUUCAGCGCCAAACUCCAAAGGAAGCUUGCUAGUACUAUGCCUCCGAGACCGAUUGUACAACUAAAGUUUGAAGAUGCAUUUGAACACUUGACAAGACUCUUCUCAGACGGCGCUGAACUAAUCGAUGUUCUGAACUACACCGACUCCCAAUGCCUACAGAACUUUGUCUAUUACUUUCAAGCCAAGAAACCUCAACCACUGGUCUUUGUACGGACUCUGCUUCAAACUUUCCUAUUUAACGAGAUGGAGGUUUUAGGGUCCAUGAGCAUUCGCCAGAUACUAGACGACGACUUUUCCAUCGUGACACUACCAGCUAGCGUCCAGCUUAACCGCAACAAUGAUGAGAUCGAAUUUCCCCAAGAUCCCCGCUUCAUAGUUGCUGAACAAAUGGAGAUGUUCCGUAAAAGAGCAGCGCAGCCUUUUCUCGAUAUCUUCAGGACAUAUUGCCAGAAUCGAUGUCGAGUGCGACGUACGCUUUCUCAUGUCAUUAGAGAUUGGGAAAAUCUUCAGGUUGACGCCGAGGAGAUCGAUCAAAAUAUUCAAGUCAAGUUGAGCGAGGAGCCUAUGAGACGGUUGACAGGCACAAACAGUGCUCCAGUCGAGACAUGGUCCCUUCCCCUAUCGUCCUGGACGUAUCUGUACAAGAUCCGUCAGAUGGAAACUAUCGUGCAACUCGGUUUCGAGUUGGAGGUCUACCAACCAGACGAACUUGCCGGUAUGUACUGGUAUCUGAACUACCUCGCCAAAUGGAGAUUGCAACAUGGAGAAAGGAUCGAGUCCUUUAUUGUUCGGAAAGUUGAGGAGUCGCGUGCAUCCUCUAAACCUCGCGACCCCACCGGCGAUGGCCAACUUGAGCGAUCCCUUGUCUUUGUUCGGCUCACGCUUCUCGAUGCUGCUGUCACAUGGGAAUUAGCCGAUGCGCUCUCAUGCGUUUACACCGUCUUGCUGCGGCUCAAGCUGGUCAAGCUUCCACCCAGACCGUACAGCAACGAUGAAUUACGCUUUGAUCUGCGCAUGAGACCGUUUGCUGUGAUCGGUCUCCCACCUUUACCCAGCUUCCAAGAAUUUACACAGGGAACUUCACAGCCAGAAUCGCCCACAGCAGACAUUCUUCAUUAUGCAGAGAGGGCGCUCAAGGGUGCCAAGCAAGGACUUGAGGCGUUAAGCAAGAUGUCUGCACGAGAUGCUUUUGCGGUUGGUUCUCACGACAAGUGGGUCACUUCCAAGAAGAAUGCCCUGAAGGCGUGCAUCGCAACGGGACUCGCAAUCACAACGUUGCAGAAGGCAUUGGAAAGGAGGGAAGAUGACUUGAAGAUCAAGGCCGAGGUGCCAACACCGGACAAGUGUUAUCAUGACUGGUGGAUUGUGCCUCGCAUAGUUCCUGUUUAA
This is a messenger RNA of Fusarium poae, 2268 nucleotides long. RefSeq lists its product as uncharacterized. The transcript has 7 exons. Gene Ontology annotation, cellular component: NatC complex. The record is from RefSeq and is a predicted model, not a curated record. Gene Ontology annotation, biological process: N-terminal peptidyl-methionine acetylation. The coding region runs from base 1 to 2268 and encodes 755 amino acids. Lineage: Eukaryota; Fungi; Ascomycota; Sordariomycetes; Hypocreales; Nectriaceae.